CUGACCACAAUUGUCUUGGUGCAUAAAACGGUUAAAAAAAACUCUGCUUCCCCUAGAGUGAAGACGCUUCUUUUGUGGAUUCUCAUCGAAAUUCGGUUCUUCUUCGAUUAACGGCGCAAUGGUUUACAUCGCAGCGUGGGACGAAUUCGUGGAGCGAACCGUACAGUUAUUCCGUGCCGAUCCUGAAUCUACUCGGUAUUGCAUGAAGUACCGACAUUGUGAUGGCAAAUUGGUUUUGAAAGUUACCGAUAACAAAGAGUGCCUUAAGUUCAAGACAGAUCAAGCACAGGAGGCUAAGAAGAUGGAGAAACUGAACAAUAUAUUCUUCACUUUGAUGGCUCGGGGACCCGAUGUGGACAUGUCAGAAAUUACAGGGAAAGAACAGAUGGAAGCACAGCCAGCAAAGAAGGGAAGGGGAAGAAAACAGUAGCUUGAUAUGCAGGUAGACAUGAGGUUUUUGAACAAAUAUGAUAGGACCCAGUGAAUUUUAGAGAGAAAUUUUGUGACUUAUGGUUUGAAAAUGCUCAGAUUGUCAAAAUUUUUCUGAAGAUAUUAAGACGAAAUAUUAUUGAUUUUCUGGAUUCCCUAGAAUGCAGAUUCACUUUCUGUACAAGUAUAUCAUUAUGUUCCCUUUCAAAAAAUAAGAUAUAUGCCCCCUUUUGGGCUGGAUAGAA
Molecule: messenger RNA, 674 nt
Organism: Theobroma umbraticum
Lineage: Eukaryota; Viridiplantae; Streptophyta; Magnoliopsida; Malvales; Malvaceae
Product: Signal recognition particle, SRP9/SRP14 subunit
Biological process (GO): SRP-dependent cotranslational protein targeting to membrane; negative regulation of translational elongation
Cellular component (GO): signal recognition particle, endoplasmic reticulum targeting
Molecular function (GO): 7S RNA binding
Source: RefSeq, a predicted model, not a curated record